Portunus trituberculatus (swimming crab) is the source of this 1708-nucleotide messenger RNA. Its product is annotated as extensin-like. The record is from RefSeq and is a predicted model, not a curated record. Gene Ontology annotation, cellular component: extracellular matrix. NCBI's taxonomy places the organism in Eukaryota, Metazoa, Arthropoda, Malacostraca, Decapoda, Portunidae.
UCACAGUCGAAGAUCCGCAAACACAUCAACAUGACUGCAAAGCUGUGUUUCCUGCUGGGGAUGGUGGUGGUGCUGGCCGCGGCAGACAAAAGACCUCCACCAGUCUACUCUUACCAAGCUCCCGAGGAGUUCAGCGAGGAGUCCUAUGAAUCCUACGAGUCCACGGAGGCCAAGUACGACUUCAACUACGCCGUGAGGGACGAGUACUCCGGCAACAACUUCGGCCACCAGGAGUCCCGCGACGGAGACCACACCCAGGGCUCCUACUACGUGCAGCUCCCCGACGGCCGCCUGCAGAAGGUGACCUACUACGUGGACGGCGACUCUGGCUACGUGGCGGAGGUCAGCUACGAGGGCGAGGCUCACUACCCUGAGUCAGAGGAGUCCAGAGAGUCCUACAGCCCCCCAAGACCUAGUUACUCCCCUCCCAAGCCUCGCCCUACUUACGCUCCACCUCAGCCUACCUAUGCUCCACCCAAACCUCAGCCUAGCUAUGCUCCACCCAAACCCCAGCCUACCUAUGCUCCACCCAAACCCCAGCCUACCUAUGCUCCACCCCAGCAAGCUUAUGCCCCUCCCCAGCCUACCUAUGCUCCACCCAGAAGAACCUACGGCUUCCCUCAGUUCGUCCUCCUUCUGGCGGUGGUGGCCCUCGCAGCUGCCGACAAGCGCCCACGCCCCACCUACGGCGCUCCUCCUCCACCACCACCUCCUCCUUCCUACAGCGCCCCUGAGCCCCCACGCCCUGUCUACUCCGCCCCGGAAUCGUCCGAGGAGGUAGAGGACCCACCAAAAUACUCCUUCAACUGGGAGGUGGACGAUCAUUACUCCGGCAACGACUUCGACCACCAGGAGGAGCGUGAAUACGACAACACCAAGGCCUACUCCGUGCAGCUCCCCGACGGCCGCCUGCAGAAAGUGACCUACUACGUGGACGGCGACUCAGGCUACAUCGCUGAGGUCACCUACGAGGGCGAGGCUCAGUACCCAGAGUCCGAGGAGUCCAGAGAGUCCUACGGUCCCCCCCAGCCCACCUACAGCGCCCCUGAGUCUGAGGAGUCCGAGGAGGCACCAGUCUAUGCUCCUCCUCCUCGCCCAUCCUAUGCUCCUCCCCAGCCCAGCUACGCCCCGCCAAGGAGGACAUACGGCACGCCCCAGUAAGUCCUGUGAUAAUGUAAAGGAUCCGUCCUCUCCCUGAUGCAAGGCAGACACACAGACAGACAGACACAAGCUCAUUUGAACGCUGAUUUGAAUUCGUUGUAAAAAAAAUGUACUUUUACUAUUGCUUCUAUAUUUUCUCUCGCUUUUUUUCUUUCUCUCUUUGUUUCUUUAUCUUUGUCUAGUAAGUUGUAAGGAUGCUAUUCAGUUCCUUUCGUCUCCGGUUUAUCUUUUUCUUGGUCUUAGUUUUGCCACUUUUCCUUUCCUUAUCGUUCACUUUCCCUUCCUUCGUUGCGUUACUUUCCUCCUCUUCACUUGCUGCCUCAUCUGGUUCAGCCACUUUCCUUGUUCUCAUUUUGUCUCUUCCUUGCAGCGGUUCUUCAGUUUCCAAUUUCCGAGAUUCCUUUCUUUAAUAUCCCGUUGUAUCCUUCCUUUGUUCCAGUCUUGUAGCCCAUCAUUGUAUAUACCAUUUGUGCAAAGUGAUAUACAUAUGCUUAUGUAUUUAUAGAUGCACACCGAACCCUUAUUUAUUAAAGUCUACGCAUUACAA